This is a messenger RNA of Sorex araneus (European shrew), 9644 nucleotides long. RefSeq names its product doublecortin (gene DCX). Bases 128 to 1225 code for a protein of 365 amino acids. Gene Ontology annotation, cellular component: neuron projection; axoneme. The transcript has 7 exons. Gene Ontology annotation, biological process: retina development in camera-type eye; axoneme assembly; photoreceptor cell development. Lineage: Eukaryota; Metazoa; Chordata; Mammalia; Eulipotyphla; Soricidae. Gene Ontology annotation, molecular function: microtubule binding. The record is from RefSeq and is a predicted model, not a curated record.
UCUAUCCACCCUGGCAGGAAUUUCUUGCUUGGAGCUCAGACAACAAAGGCAUAGAGAGAUUGGUUUUCUUUCUCUCAGCAUCUCCACCCAACCAGCAGAAAACCGGUCUCUGCGGUUCCACCAAAAUAUGGAACUUGAUUUUGGACAUUUUGAUGAAAGAGAUAAGACAUCCAGGAACAUGCGAGGCUCUCGGAUGAAUGGGCUGCCUAGCCCCACUCACAGCGCCCAUUGUAGUUUCUACCGAACCAGAACCUUGCAGGCUCUGAGUAAUGAGAAGAAAGCUAAGAAGGUACGUUUCUACCGCAAUGGGGACCGCUACUUCAAGGGAAUUGUGUAUGCCGUGUCCUCUGACCGUUUUCGCAGCUUCGAUGCCUUGCUGGCCGACCUCACUCGAUCUCUGUCUGACAACAUCAACCUGCCUCAGGGAGUGCGCUACAUUUACACCAUUGACGGAUCCAGGAAAAUCGGGAGCAUGGAUGAGCUGGAGGAAGGGGAAAGCUAUGUCUGUUCCUCAGAUAACUUCUUUAAAAAGGUGGAGUACACCAAGAAUGUCAAUCCAAACUGGUCUGUUAAUGUGAAGACAUCUGCCAAUAUGAAAGCCCCCCAGUCUCUGGCAAGCAGCAACAGUGCCCAGGCCAGGGAGAACAAGGACUUCGUACGCCCCAAGCUGGUAACCAUCAUCCGCAGUGGGGUAAAGCCUCGGAAGGCUGUGCGUGUUCUUCUGAAUAAGAAGACAGCCCAUUCCUUUGAGCAAGUCCUCACUGAUAUCACUGAAGCCAUCAAACUAGAGACCGGGGUUGUUAAAAAACUCUACACUCUGGAUGGAAAACAGGUAACCUGUCUCCAUGAUUUCUUUGGUGAUGAUGAUGUGUUUAUUGCCUGUGGUCCUGAAAAAUUUCGCUAUGCUCAGGAUGACUUUUCUCUGGAUGAAAAUGAAUGCCGAGUCAUGAAGGGGAACCCAUCAGCUGCAGCCGGCCCAAAGGCAUCCCCAACACCUCAGAAGAGUUCAGCUAAGAGCCCUGGCCCCAUGCGCCGGAGCAAGUCUCCAGCUGACUCAGGUAACGACCAAGACGCAAACGGAACCUCCAGCAGCCAGCUCUCUACCCCCAAGUCUAAGCAGUCUCCCAUCUCUACGCCCACAAGUCCUGGCAGCCUCCGGAAGCACAAGGACCUGUACCUGCCCCUGUCCUUGGAUGACUCAGAUUCACUUGGUGAUUCCAUGUGAAGGAGGAGUAUUCAGAGUCCAGAGUACAAAUCCAAGCUUACAGUUACAAUAGGGUACUUCUGCUCAACUGUCCAACAGGGCUAUUGGUGCUUUCAAGUUUUUUAAGUUUUGUUAUUGUUGUUCUUAAAGACACACUGCAAUAUGUUGGAUUUAUUUUCCUGUGAUUUCUCCUCUGGGCCACUGAUCCACAGUUACCAAUUAUAAGAGAUAGAUUGAUAAUCAUCAUUUGGGGUAAUUUUCUAGGGAUGCAAAAUAUGCUCAUUCUUGAAAUUUCUAUCGAAUACUUAGGCACCUGCACUAUUUCCUCUGUCUGACUCUGCUCCUGCCCAAGAAUCUUCCUUCAGUAGAACGUUGUUUAUACACAACCCUUAAAAUGUGUGUGGGGUAAGGAGGGGUGCUCCAUUCACAAAUUCUACAGUGACAAAUACAAGUGUCCCUUGUCUCCUGAUCCCAAGAAUGCUGAAGGAUCCUGGAUGAACAGCAAGUAAGCUCCCCAGUCUUGCUAUUCAUUCCUGACUGAAACCUUAGUUUGUUGUCUAGCACUGAUUCUGGUGUCAAGGGGGAGAAACACCAGCAACUUGUAAUUCUGACACCAGAUCCUUAGAAAUCCAGUUCAGGGCUAACUAAAGGAGAUCAGGCAGAAUUGGGAAAUACUGUAGACAUUUCAGUAGAGAUUAUAAAGCACAGUGAAUUCUUUGUCAACCUCUCCACUAGGGCAAUUGGGAAUUAAUAAGCAAUUAAUAAAAUUUAGGAGUGAGAGAGUUUAGAUUCCUAAGUGAGCCUGUCUAACAUAGCAAGUUAUUACACAAACUGUAUGGUAUCCAUCUAUCUCUGUUCUAUUGAAUGCCUUGUAAACAGCCAACACUGAAAAUACUGUGAGAAUUGUUUUCAGGUCUGACACCUUUCAGUCGCUUUUUAUAGCAAGAAACCAAUAUCCUUUUUAUAAAAACUUGUCGGUAUUUCAGGAGCAAACUCUUCAGGCUCCUUUUUUAUAAACUGGUGAUUUUUCUUUUGUCUAAAAAACACAUGCAGAAAAUUUACCAAAAAAAAAAAAGCAGAAGAAUGCGUAGUUUAGAAAUCAUGCUGUCACUGCCAAACAGAAACCUCCAGGAGAAAACAAAAUGAGUAGCAAAGGCCAAUUCAAUAGAAUCAGACUUUUGAUAACUUUUUAACAGUUAUACUUUAAUAAUUUCAAUGUGGACCAGACAUUCUAAUUAUAUUUUGAAUGAAAUGUUAUGACAUAUUUUAAGCAACUCUUUUUUAUCUAUAUUCCUGAUAUUUCAUACUAAUACAGAAACCUUUCACUUGUCUUUAACAGUAGAAAGGAUUUCCUUUUGCUAAGGACUUAUCAUUUGAAAUAGUUUUUAGUCUUUGAGGUACAGGUUUAUCAAACUGAUUUUUAUCUGCAAUCAUAGCCCAUAAUGGCAAAAACAACUAAAUUUAAGUGAAAGCCAUGCAUGCCAAUUUUAUGUUUCCUUUUAGCAGAUGUGAAGCUUUCCUUAUUUCUUUGUAAUUGUUCAGAUAUUUUGAAGGAUGCAGCAUUUGAAGCCAAGCAGUUCCUUGGCUAUUGAAUGACUUGCAGUUGUUCUCCCUCUUUAACUGGAAUGAGCUUGCUCUAUGUGUGUAUGUGUGUGUGUGUGUGCUCACAUGUAUGUGUGCAUGUGUGCGUGCAUGCAUCCACAGCUGCUUCAUAACUAAGAGAUGUUACAGAAUACCCUGACAUGGAUCAGUGGCAACUUGGUGAUUGCUAAUAAGUACUGUGUAGGAGGGAACUUGGUGGUGGAAGGGGUAACUGAGAUGCCCCUGGGAAAGGUACCCUUAGCUACAGGACACAUUUUUGGUUCAAGAAGUAUCCAGGUGUUGGUAGUACUGGUUCCUGUUGAAUUAUCUAUUUUCCCCUUCUCCUUUAUUUGUAAGCCUGGUAGAAACCAUUGAGAGGCCCGUUUGCUUACCCCAUACUUUUUUCCUUGAAGCUGAAUAGAUUUAGUGCCCAGAACAGUUUGUGUUACUUGGGGCCAUGGUGAUGGGGGCUUGAGAGUGGUAGAAAUCUGUUUCUAAACCUCAGGCUAUACCCACCUCAAUGAUGUACCCAUAGUCAUUUUCCAGGAUUAACACUACCUUUCUUUUAAAAUGAGAAAAUGGAGGUCCAGGCAGCUAAAUAACCUGCUGAUAAAGAGCAAGGCUAGAGGAAGAAUCCUGAUUUACUUAUGUCCAGAUACUAUACUACCUCUUUGAGCAUUUCCUUGCUUGUCACAUAUCUACCAUUAGAAAAUGCUGAAGGAAUAUGUUGUCUUUAGAAAUAAAUUUGAGUCAACACUCUUCUAUAAUAAUGUUAGAUUGUUCAUCUUUCUUUUAAUCAAUUUUAAGGAAAUGCUUCUAUUCUGCCACUUCAGGGGCCUUGAUGUAGUUCAAAAUUCAAGCCUUCAAUGAUUGCAUCUUAAACUGACUCAUUUUUGAGGCAAAAAAUUGUAACAGCACUUUCAUCUGUGUCAUUCAUUCCGAAUUUUACCCAGUACUGUUUUACCAGUAGAGAUCCAUUGUGUUACCUUUCUCACAGUCAGAAAAUAUGAAGUCGUUCAGCAAACAUAUGUUACCACUGCCCUACUUCUUCCCCUCUCUCUCUCUCUUACACACUCUCAAGUACAUGCACAUGCACACAUGCAUACACACAAACACACAAACACACAUAAUCUGACUGAUGCUUGUUCCUACCUCCUGAUUUUUCUCCAUUACAGAAAUAGAAAUAGGGAAAAAGAAGGGGGAAAUGUAUAUAUGGGGCUGGGCUGAACAAUUUCAUAAGUAGUAUUAACUGAUGUAAAUUGAGAGAAAAGCUCCUUUUCUCAUCACUGUUUUGGAAAGGAUAGCCAUUAGCAUGACUGCUUCAUGUCCUUAAAUACUUUAGUAUUAGCCUAGGUUGAACCACAGAGUUUUCUACCUGGAAGGACCCUUAAGAGCACAUCAUUUACUCCAAAUUUCUCAUUUUAAGGCCAGGAAUGAAGAUCCAGAGGUCAUUUUCUCAAUGUUGCACAGGUGGCCAGGGCAAGACUGGGAUUAGAACCCACAUCUCCUGGCUCUUAUUCCAGGGUCUUUUCCCACUUAGCAGUUUUGCCUUCCACUAGGCUCCUGAGAAUUCUUUCCCAGGGUCAUGUUGCAUCUUGGAGCCAUAUGGUGUUGCCCUGAUCUGAGCAAGAAAUCCCCUGGCAAUCUAAUACAGCUCUUCCUCCUUGUAUUCACAUGGUUUCCAUUCACAUGGACUGCAAAUGUACCCAAAGAGAAGGGGGCAUUGAAGACCACUAUAAUAAUGGAUUCUAAUUUAGGGGAUCAUCACUCCAACUUGAGAUGUCUCAGAACAGCAUCCCUGAGGUUCUGCCAUGCCCACAUGGAAUGGAGGCUGACUCUUUUCUUUAGGCAGUUCAUAGUAUCUCAUAUUGGUUGGUUUUUGAAAGCUGAGUGAAAUGGUUCUUGUUAUUGCAGCAAAAAUAAGAAGGAAGGAGGAGCAGAGCAAUAGCUUUGUUCAUCCUUAUUUCAUAAGAUGGUAUCUCAGUAUUUUUUAAAUGACUGUGGCUGCCAUUCCCUAUUAAAACUUUCUUUUAAAAUAUGGGAGUGAGCGGCUGGAGAAGUAAUACAGUGUGUAGGGCAAUUGUCUUAUAUGCAGCUGAUCAGGCUUCUACCUCCAGCACCCCAUAUGGUCCCCUGAGACCUGCCAGGCAUAAUUCUUGAGUGCAGAGCCAGGAGUAAGCCUUGAGCAUAAUCAGCUGUUGCCCCCAAACAAAAAAUUGAUAAACAAAAAUAAAAUAUCGGGGUGAGACUAGCUGGAAAAAAAUGGCCUACUCAUGCUGUAGUUGCCCUCAUUCACAAUGUCCCUAUAUCUCUCCUGCCAAGGUGAGGACAAUUUCCAGGUAUAGUAGAGGGUUUUUUAAAACUAAAGUGUACCCUGGAAACUGAUGUCACCAAGAUAGCACGUCAUGUGCUCUACACACCAUAUCCAUUUUCUGCUUAUUACUCCUGUUCCCUUCUGUGAUCGAAACCAGAGGGGGCCUACACACAUAGUUCUCUCACAGCAAAUCUCUUUCUGAAACCAUAGGUUAGUCAUAGUCAUCUACCAACCCACCCAAAGAAACUCACUCUUUCCUGUUUCUUUUCCCAAAUUAGGUGGUUCCCCAAGAAAAUUUAAAGUGGAUACAUAGUUACCUGCAAAAAGGCAAGGAGAAAUUAUUGAAAGCAACCUUAUAGUCUUUGAAUUUCUGGGUUGAAAGACCCAAAAUAUUCCUCAGAUUGGGUUCUAAGUAGCUUUUUAAAAAAGACACAAAUCUCUCUGGCACAAAGGAACAAACAUACCCAUGUUAAUAAAAUGAGCUCCAGAAUACUGAUAAGAAUGUUCUCCUAGUAUCAAUCCUUCUCAGAGACAUAUGUGCCAAGAGAUUUCUAAGACAGUUGCACUGGGGCAGUGGGAUUUGAAUGACCUUUUUCCCUUUCCAGUUUGCAAUGAGGAUAAAAGGCACUGGAAAUGUCUUUGUUCUUUUUGAAAAAGGCUAUUGGAACCUCUACUAAGCCACAUGGGCUCAGUUGGGUCCUCAAGGCCAGGCUUCAUUAAUAAUUACCCUCAUUUCAUGAAAGGAUUUUGACAGUCUUGGUCCAGAUUGGUUUCUUACGUAAGCCAUUAGAGUUUAGAAGCUCAUCUGGGAUGCACAAGGGUUAAUAUUCAGUUUAGGGUUCUGGAAUCUAUAUAGACCAAAGUCCCAGCCACUGAUAUCUCAACUGAUGUGAGACCUUUUGUGUAGCAAUGGAGUCUUGCAAUUGUUUGCCUUCCUACAUAUUUCUCUUGUUUUGGGUCUUUAAAGGUGUCAUACAUAAUUCUGCCUCUUCCGUCAGACUAGGAUAGCACCUGUAGCCUUACCCACUGUUCUAUGAUUCUCUAUGUUUUUUUCUCCCUCCCAGGUAUGAACACCUGGAAGAAAUAAGGACAUUGAAUUAUGGAUUGAAUUUUGCUUACUCCUUGGCUGGAGCGGCAUUUCCAACAGAUUGAGAGUUGGUGGUCAGACCCCAGUCUAGUUCUAUUAACAGCCAUUGGAUUAUGCCUAGUCAGCCUUAAAGGUGGUGAUCAUGGACCAAGGCUACAAAGGCCGUUUCUUUAAAAAAUGAAUUUCCAGUUUUAUUUUUCCUUUGGCUAAUAGACCCUGUUACUCUAGUGGGUAAAAGACUAUAGGUUCUUGUCACACAGUAGCCAAGAUUCAUGUGUGAAAGGAAAAUACAUUUCUAAAUCCACAGAGCAUUGAUUCCAGUGAAUGACCUACCAUGGGCUGGGAUUAUUAACAGCUUCUCUUAGUUUCUCCCACAUUUUCUUUUUAAGACUAGAAGCCUCCCUACAUUAGCCUGUUUUUAGCCAGGCCUGGGCAAAUAAUUUCCCCCUCCUAUCUCUUCAAGAUUAGGCGGCUUCCUCCUCUGUCUCCCCCUUCCUCACUCCCAGAAAUUGCCUCUAUCCCUAAAGAUCUAGUGUGUUUUUUACUUACCCAGACUCUCGAUGUUUCUUCUACUUAUUUGUUAAAGGUUUAUGCAGACUUCCCACUUUGGCUUCAUGUGGUAUUAGUUGUCAUAUGACAGGAUUCUUGCACUCCCUUCUCAACUGUUCUACACUUUAUCCUUUGGUUCACAUUAUCUGGAAUCAGAGGGAAUUUUAUCUUACUUUGGAUGCCUUGUGACUAGGGGAGUGUAGAAUUCCCAUUGAGAAUUAAGGCAUGUUUCUGCUUUUGAUUAGAAAGACAGGCUAGCUGGGAGAGUUCAUAUGGCAAAACAGACAUUAGGAUAAACACCUUGUAAACUAAGACUAACAUGUUAGAAGCCUUGAAACAUCUCAUUUCUGGAUCAUUAAUCUGAAGAAAUGAAUGACUUUCCCCCCACUCUCCACCUCCCCUGUGUAUCUCUUUGUUUUUUGUUCUCUAGCAUUUUUCAACUAGGGACCAUAUGGACCCUUGUGGGGCCCCAGAAAAUGCCAAGAGGGCACAGACAAAUAUCACAUAAAUGGCAUCCAUAGCACAAGACUAGGGAACCAACAAUUAGAACAGGGGUCACAGGAAGGAAACUAGGUCAGAAGGGGUAUAUGGUCAGAAAAAGUUUGGGAAACACUAUUCUUUCUAUUUGCUUUCCUUUUAUCUUGUUACCACUCUUUGCUUUUGAUAGUACAAACAUACAUCCUUUGUCUUGUACUAUCUCUGUCAUCUGCUUUUUAAUUUUUUCCAUCCUCUUUUCUAGGCAUAUGUCUUUUCUUAGCCCUGUGAUUUUUGCCUUGGAGAUGAGAAAAUGUUUCCAGAGUAUAUCAGUCCCAGUCCAGUUUGGAAUAUGUUGGUUGGAAUCAACCUUAUCCUGGCCCUUUCUUCCCCAUUUUCAACUGCGAUUCCCCAAAAAAAGCAGAUCCUCAUAAAUGGCUUCAUUACAGCUUGUGCAUCUUGGGUCUUCACUUUCCAAGUACCAGAUAGAGUACUUUGUGGUUCCUUUUUAGUCGGCCAUUUUGUGGAGCAGUGAAAUGUGCUCAGAGAAAUAAUCAGCUGAACAACAACAAAAAAACCCAUGGAUUCAUAAUAAUAUUAAUUUAUUUGUUUAAUUUGCUCAUAUUUUUAAAAGCUGCAAUAUAAUAUAAUAUGAGACCACAAGUAAUUUGUUCUAUCGUGUUUUUGUCUGAAUGGGGAUGUUGGAUGAUGGGGAGCAAUUUGUCUAUAAAUUUUUUACAUGCUCUCUAUAUAACCUUAGGCUUUAGGCUUACCAACUGUUGAAUUGUUUUAUCUAAACUGAUAGGCAAUCGGGGUUGAUUUGAAUUAAAGUGGUAUUUAAUCAAUCUGUAUGAUAAAAAUCGUUUACUAAAUUCAUCUAAUUACUUAUUAUUAACUCUUUCCAUUAUCCUAUGCAGACAAACAUAUACAAGUAAUUGGUGUACCUAAAAAACAAAGCUGAACUUGUAGGUGCUAAAUUAUUCAACAGGUUGCACAGCCCUUGGAGAUAUCUAUUUACAGUACCAUAUAGAAUGCCCUUUACAAUGACUUUUCUUACAAAUAUACUUAAAGGGAUUUGAGCAAGUAAGAGGUUAUACCAAAAUAUCUCCAAUGUAUGGUCCUGUAAUAUAUUGCAGCUUGAAGCCAAUGAUCCCUUAUGACUUGUACACAACGAAUGCAUGUUUUGAUAGAAUUUUGUAUUUCUCAUCUGUGAUAAUUACUUUAAAGCAUUUUGUCACCAUUUUUGUGCCAUUUAACUUGUACAGGAAACACUUUUAUGGCCAUUUUCAAAGGGAGAAAGUUUAAAAUGGAAACAGCCCACCCUUUCUGCCCUAUAGCUGUAGUUAGGACUCAGUAACUGUAGCAAAACAGCUGUAAUUGGUGGUUGUAGUGUUAGAGGCGUUAGCUUGCUAGUGACUAGCUUUGGAGAGUAAAUGCAUGGUAUUGUACAUCACAUUUUUAAAAUAACUCAUUUUAACCUCUGAAAAGAGUAUAUUCUUCCUUGUGGUCCCACUUUUCUCCCUUCCCUUCUCCCCAACUGCUCCAUGGUGUCUUGCAAUUGUAAAUAACUGAUUUGAGGGCCAAUAAUUUUUGCCAAGUAAAGUCAUCAAGGAAUAAACAAAGAAAAAGGAGAAAAUAUCAAUUCUCAACAGUCUCUCAGCAAUUAUUGACUAUUUCUCAAGGAAUGACAGUGUGAUCAAAGAAUCAAUCUUGGCAUAAAAAAUAGUGGCAAAAUUGGAAGUGUUUUCAGUCAUUUGAUUACAGUGCAAUUAAAUUGUUCUCAGAAUCAUAUAUAAUGAAAAAGAGUGUACAAUUAUGUUUUUAGCCCAGUUUUGAGAUGUUUGGAAGCCUCGGUAGGCUUUACUUGACCAAUGAACUACAAUUAUAAAAAACAAGAGAAAAAAGAGAUAUAUAAAAGAUAUUUAGGAGUUUUUAACUGCUUCUUUAGAAUAGCUAUAGCCAGGAAAGACAAAGCCAUGGGUUUGCCUAUACCGAUAUCAGUUUUCCAGGCAGUACUUAGCUAGCAUUUAAACUGUAAUUGAAAAACAGUGCUCUAAGAAGCAUUCUCCUUUUCAGUUUGCUGUUCCCACUUAGACUUGGAGGUUUGGUGAGGCCCAUGUAAACCAGCUGGAGCAGACCCUUUUCAUAGCCUGUGCCCGUUAAUAUCCCUCUUCCUCCCUCCACAAUUUGAUGAGGACUUUCUUUGGUCAGAGGACUUCAAAGUUUAAAGAAGCCCUCCAAACCCUGCCCAUGUGUGUAAUGUGUUGUGAACUGUGAAUGCUGUGGACUCACAGCGUUCAAUACUGGGCAGCCAGAGAGCUGCUCUUGCAAUCAUUUUGGCUCUCAAGCUCUGUUCUUCAUCUCAUUCUCAUUUCUGUGUACAUUUGCAAGAUGUGUGUAAUGUCAUUUUCCAAAAAUAAAAUUUGAUUUCAAUA